AUGCAACAUAUGAAUUGCAUUAAGAUUAUGUGUACAAUGUCACAUGACAAUGCAAGAUUUUAUAAAUUCGAAGCACAAGGUCACUUGAGGGACAAUUCGAAGUGUCGGUUUAAAGGUUUUUUUAACUCCAGUUUGAAAACUACUCCACGUUACAACUCAAAUGUUCUUUACAGCCUAAUUGUUUUGUAUAAGCAUAUCAUCUGUGGACCUUGUAUUAUACUCCCGGAUGAAUCGGGUUGUAAACUAGUAACCAGUAGUUUUUGA
Messenger RNA from Schistosoma curassoni, 264 nucleotides. NCBI's taxonomy places the organism in Eukaryota, Metazoa, Platyhelminthes, Trematoda, Strigeidida, Schistosomatidae. The record is from the annotation of a GenBank genome assembly.